ACCAUGUCAAAACCCUAAUUUAAGGUUUUUGUCCGAAAAUUCCCUUAUUAUUUGUGUUAUAAUUUCGAUUUUCUUUCUUAUUCUUUUCGAUGGCGACGACGGAAGCAGCGAAAUUCAAGAAAUCUGAUCUUAUACCGAUCCCACAACCACCAGAUUAUCACCCGGAAAUCACCGUUUCGCCGGCGCACGAUGGCCUUCACUUUUGGCAGUUUAUGAUCGCUGGGUCCAUCGCCGGCAUGGUGGAACACAUGGCCAUGUUCCCAAUUGACACAAUUAAAACCCGUAUGCAAGUAUUAGGAUCAUGCCCGAUUAAAUCUGUGGGGCUCCGACAAGCUCUCCAGUCGAUACUCAAGUCGGAUGGUCCCGCCGGCCUUUACCGUGGAAUCGGAGCGAUGGGACUUGGUGCAGGUCCGGCACACGCUGUUUAUUUUUCUGUAUACGAGAUGUGUAAAGAGGCGUUUUCGAGGCAACACCCUAAUAAUCCGGUGGCCCAUGCGGCGGCGGGGGUUUUCGCGACGGUGGCAAGUGAUGCGGUGUUUACUCCGAUGGAUAUGGUGAAGCAGAGGUUGCAGUUAGGUAGCGGAAGUCCGUAUAAGGGUGUUUUCGAUUGUGUGAGAACGGUUUUGAAAGAAGAAGGUUUUGGGGCUUUUUAUGCUUCGUAUCGGACCACGAUUUUGAUGAAUGCGCCUUUCACGGCGGUACACUUUGCUACCUAUGAGGCGGCGAAGAGGGGGUUAUUGGGAGUUUCGCCGGACAUCGCCGGCGAUGAACGGUUGGUGGUUCAUGCUACGGCCGGAGCAGCGGCAGGGGCAUUGGCUGCUGCCGUGACUACUCCACUUGAUGUUGUGAAAACUCAACUGCAGUGUCAGGGUGUGUGCGGAUGUGAUCGAUACGUGAACGGUUCUAUUAGGGAUGUUUUACGAACAAUUGUGAAAAAAGAUGGAUACAGGGGGCUUUUAAGAGGAUGGAUGCCACGAAUGAUGUUUCAUGCUCCAGCUGCUGCCAUCUGCUGGUCGACUUACGAAGCUGGAAAGUCGUUUUUUCAAGAGUUAAAUAGCGACGACAGAAGUAGCAGGAUGACUUAAGAUAGUUACAAAACAGAAACCGACAAUUCAGUUUUUUCCUCGUGUUCUUGUAUUGAGGAUAGCUGUCACGUAGAAAGAAAAGAUAAAGAGUUUUCCAAGCCGAGACCCACAUACUUCCAUUCCAAGGCGUUAUGUAUUUAUUGCGGAGCUCUAAAAUCGUUAGUCGAUUUGUUGACGAUCGACGAGACGGAGGCCGGGCUUGGUUGGUAUAAUUGUUUAUGGCAUGCUUGUGAGAUUAGCAGCUGUAUCUGUUGUUUAUUGGGUUCAAAAUUAUUUA
This is a messenger RNA of Cynara cardunculus var. scolymus (artichoke), 1362 nucleotides long. Its product is annotated as mitoferrin-like. Bases 90 to 1085 code for a protein of 331 amino acids. Gene Ontology annotation, molecular function: ferrous iron transmembrane transporter activity. The record is from RefSeq and is a predicted model, not a curated record. Lineage: Eukaryota; Viridiplantae; Streptophyta; Magnoliopsida; Asterales; Asteraceae. Gene Ontology annotation, biological process: iron import into the mitochondrion. Gene Ontology annotation, cellular component: mitochondrial membrane. The transcript has 2 exons.